Saccoglossus kowalevskii is the source of this 3459-nucleotide messenger RNA. RefSeq names its product fibroblast growth factor receptor A (gene fgfra). Gene Ontology annotation, cellular component: plasma membrane; signaling receptor complex. The record is from RefSeq and is marked provisional. Lineage: Eukaryota; Metazoa; Hemichordata; Enteropneusta; Harrimaniidae. Gene Ontology annotation, molecular function: ATP binding; fibroblast growth factor receptor activity. Gene Ontology annotation, biological process: multicellular organism development; protein phosphorylation; fibroblast growth factor receptor signaling pathway.
CUUGCGAUAAAACUUCAGUGAGCGAAGGGCCGUGUUGGAAUGUCUGUAAAUUUCACUGUUACCGUGUUCUGUGACGGAGAAAACGGUUAAAAGCUUUAGCAGAAUGUGAACCUGGGAUCCGCUGUCCUAUGAAGGUAGUAUAUUGGUUUGUUUUUUGAAGAAUACAGUGUAAUGUUAUUAGACCAAACCAUGUUGAGAAGACUACUCAUUGUUAUUGGUGUGUUGUUAGUAGUCUUUAUCCGUAUUAGAGCUGAUUUUACGUCCUUUAAUGACACUGAAUCUAUUCUCGAACUAAGUGCAGAUUAUGACAAUGCUUCAUAUGAUGAAGGGGAGUACGAUGAUCAAGAGUAUGAUUUACCGGAGGUGAUUGAAGACGAUGCGGAUGAACCAGGUCCACCAUUUUGGCUGAAACCUAACAAGAUGUCAAAAUUUCGUGCAGCCCCAAUGUUUACUUCUGUCCGAUUUCAUUGUAUUGCUGGAGGUAAUCCAACUCCUAAUGUCAGUUGGUAUUUCAAUGGUGAAGAUAUUGAUUCAAUAGAACGAUACCGUGAGCCCCGACAGAAGAAAUGGAUUCUGCACCUUCAGGAACUCUUGAGCAAAGACAGCGGUUCUUAUACAUGUGUGGUAACCAACAAAUAUGGAACUCUCAAUUUCACGUUUAUCCUAGAAGUUGCCAGUCAAAAUAAUAGCCCACCAGUAUUAUCAAAAUUCGUUUUGAAGAAUCAGACAGUUAUUGAAGGCGACUCGGCAUUGCUCCGUUGUCAUGUAUUUCCAACUGCUCUCAAUCACCAUAUGCAGUGGUUUAAACAGCUGAGUUUUGACACAGUUGGUGGCAAGACACCAUUGGAAUUAUUAGAGGAUGUGUGGCCAGAUCACCAGCCUCUUGAUUGGUCAUGCAGUGAGGCGGUAGCCGCGCUGUCUGAGAUGCCGCCUCUGGAGUGUUUGAAUAAGACUGAGGUCAACGGAAAUCAAGAUGUGAUUCAUUUGAAUAAUUUGACAGUAGAAGAUAGUGGAAAGUAUGUAUGUUGGGCUAGCAACUCACUCGGAAUUGAUCACGAAAAUGCUUGGUUAACAGUCUUACCCAUGCCAUUGCCAACAACGCUACCAAUGAUCCCGACCUCACCACCGCCACCAAAUGAUAACAAAGUAGUUAUAAUCGCCAUUGUGGUCAUUGCGGUUAUCCUUAUCGUUGUCUUCGGCAUUGGAAUAUGUGUUGUGAAACAGAAACUUCGUAAGAAGAAUCGUGGGCCAAUUCUUGGUAACCGGGCAAACCAGGAUAAAUCUCAGAUUCAGCAUCAGAUUUCAACGGAAUCCAACUCUUCAGUUGGUUCAGGGCAUGCUUUGAUACGGCGGAGUCAGCGUCUCUCCUCAAAUAUCACCACAAUAUCAGAAAUUGAAAUACCAUUUGAUGAAAAAUGGGAGUUCCCGAGAAACAGGCUAUGUAUCGGUAAAAUGCUGGGUGAAGGAGCAUUUGGUCAAGUGUUAGAAGCAGAAGCUGUUGGUAUCAUGAAAGAUGGUAGUAAAACUAGUAAUACUACAGUCGCUGUCAAAAUGUUAAAAAGUGAUGCCACAGAGCGAGAACUAAGUGACCUAAUAUCUGAGAUGAUAAUGAUGCGGCAAAUUGGCAAACAUAUUAAUAUUAUCAAUUUAAUUGGAUGUGUCACACAAGAUGGGCCACUUCUCGUCAUAGUGGAAUAUGCUCCGCAAGGUAAUCUCCGAGAAUUUCUACGAUGUCGACGACCGCAAAAUAUGGAUUAUGAGAAUGCAAGUCUACUGCCACAGGUAGAACUCCUAUCAAAUAAAGAUUUGGUAUCAUUUGCGUACCAAAUAUCUAGGGGUAUGGAAUUCCUCUCUUCAAAAAGUGAGUAUUUUGACUUUAAUGCUUUGGUUGAGAAGCAAAUACCAUAUUUUGAUGGUCGAGUUCCAGUAAAAUGGAUGUCCCCUGAAGCGCUCUUUGACAGGCUGUAUACUACGCAAAGUGAUGUCUGGUCGUUUGGCAUCGUUUUAUGGGAAAUAAUGACGUUGGGUGGAUCACCUUACCCAAGCCUUCCUGUAGAGAUGCUAUUUGAGUUCCUGAAGGCAGGGAAGCGAAUGGAAUCACCGCAAGGUUGCUCAGCGGAAAUAUAUUCCCUCAUGAGAGAUUGUUGGAGAACGUCGCCGACUCAGAGGCCAACUUUCACGCAACUAGUAGCUACACUGGAUGGCAUGUUAACAGAAUCAAGUACCCAGGAUUAUCUAUCAUUGGAUGCAAUAGGAGACGGUCCGGACCUCUUAGCUGACCUAUCUAAUAGCAACUCAAAACUGAAUGGCACAGCCACUAACAGUCGGUUGGAAUCAACGGUCUAGUACAUGGAUACAAAAACUUUGUUUGUAAAAUAGGACCCAGACAAAACUAUAUUUUGAGGUUCAUUGAAAAAGUGGCAGGAGGUGAUUGAUGGCCAAGUUCUAUGACAAUAAUAGAAUGUACAUGCAGUGAGCGGAUACCUGAUUCUAUGACAUGUAUUUAGCAUUCAAUGGACUGUUAUUGUAAUGCUUAUCUAGGUAUCUCUGACUCUUUGUGGUCUCAACUCCACCUACAGUAUUUGAUACUGUAUUUUCAGGAGCAGCUGCAACUUUAGGAUUGUUUCAUGCACCAAUCAUAUUGAAAUGGAAAUGUAUACCCAUCAUGCACCUCUCAAUGACAGUAGCGGUAUAAACUCUGUGGAUAAUCGCUGACUGAGAUGAAAUGAUGACUACUUGCAUCACUAUUGCCAUAGCAACAGGAGUAAAGAGACCACAUGGUGCUUCAAAUGUCUGGACAAAAUAUGUAAAGAAAAUAUGCUCUGAAUAGCAAAGAGCAGUGACUAUAUAAAAAGAGGCGAGGUAUUGUAUGUACCAUUAACACAUGUAAUAUAAACGCACUUUGGCAGUAUGCUAAGUUCUAUAUUUUUAUGAUAAUAAAAACUGCCAAAAAUAACAAAACGCCCUCUAUAAAGUGGAAGGGCUUUAUUUGCACAUUUUUAAGUGCUUUGUAUAUGGAUAUUAUUUUUGCCAAAUACAACUCAGUACUGGUCAUGAUCUUUAAGUUUACUAGGACUAGUUCUCCCUUUACAUAUGUGUACUCAAUUGGCUAUUAGUCUAUGGAAAACUAUAAAAAAAAUAUAGUUAACUACAUGUAGUACAACAUUUUUUUUUUUUGAUAAAUAGAGCUGAUCACGUUGAAUCAGGAAUAGAAGCCCAAUCUUAAUAUUUACUCUAUUUGAAGCCCAUCUCCAAUUGAGGUGAAUGUUAAAACAAAAAUGUAUUUUUGGGUAGAAUUUUAAGCAUUGCAAUCAAUUAUUUCCCCAAAUUGAUGUAUGCACGCUGUUUUUUUAUUCUUUUUUUUAUUUUUAACUUGUCAUAAAAAUUGUGCUUUUAUUAUGAUUUUACCUAAAAAUUGAAUUUUUAUUUAAUUUUUUCUGACAUAAAAAAAAAAAAAAA